CGGGCGGCGUGGCGCCGCGAGGCAGCGACGGCGCCGGGCAGCGCGGGGCGGCCGCGCAGCGCCGCGCCCAUGCACGAGAAGGCGGCGCCCCCGCGGAGCCCCGAGCCCAUGCCCGGCCGCCACAAGCUGGAGGCGGCGCGCGGCCACCGGAGCCUGGAGUCCCUCGACGGCAGCCUCGAAGCCCUGAAGGACGAGGACAUCAAGAAAUGCCCCCGGGAAGCGGCCGCCAGCAAGUACAACUCGCAGUACCACAAGCUGUUCAAGGACAUCCCGACGGAGGAGAGCGUGCUGAAAGUUUGCUCCUGUGCGCUCCAGAGGGACAUCCUCAUCCAGGGACGGCUUUACAUUUCCCCCAACUGGCUCUGCUUCUACGCGAACCUUUUUGGGAAGGACAUCAAGGUCGUCAUCCCGGUGGUCUCCGUCCAGCUCAUCAAAAAGCACAAGACGGCCCGGCUGCUGCCCAACGGCCUGGCCAUCACCACCACUGCCAGCAGGAAGUACAUCUUUGUGUCGCUGAUCUCCCGUGACAGCGUGUACGACGUGCUGCGGAGAGUCUGCACGCACCUGCAGGUUUCGAGUAAGAAGAGCUUGAGCUUGAAGGAGUUCACGGAGGAGCCUGAUGCUGUGUCCCUGGAGGUGAUCGUCCCCGAGGGCAAGUGGAGGAAGGUGUCGCCUACGUCACUCUCCCUGUCCCUGCCGGACGCCGACUACCAGUGCAUCCACCGGGCCUCCGUCAGCAGCCUCAGCGCCAAGGAGAGCUUCACCUCCGAGGAGCCCCUGGCCUCAGAAAGUGCAAUAAACACAGAGGAGGAGCUGGAGGUGGAGCAGAGCUGCGUGGCGGAGCUGAGACCCUCCGACUACCAGCUCCUGAAGAUCUUCAUCGUGCUGAUCUGCCUCCUGGUCGUGUCCUCCUCCUACCUGGCGUUCCGCAUUUUCCGCCUGGAGCAGCAGCUCUGCUCCCUGAACCGGGACUACCUCUCCCGCGGGCACAGGAGGUGACCAUCACCCCCAGCACAGGACAAGGACCAGACGGUAGCACUUUGUGUACAGGGCCAGCAUGGCUGUGGCGUCCCUCCAGGGGGGACCGGUGCCGUCUUCUAGCCGAACCCCGCGACUCGCACACGGCCCGGCUUCCCCUCAGCUGGUAAAACGGGACCAAACACCUCUCCUCCUGCCUCCUGCUCUCCGCAGGACUGCCCGGCCGGCUCGCGGCCGCGGGUGCCAACUCCCACUACCACUACGAACCCUUUUCCUCCCUGCGAUGUUGGCGUGCCCUAGCACCGGAUGAUGGCUCGGGGAGGGAAGUGAGCCCCCCCCUUAAGACUUGCUGCUAAAAUGGUCACUGGUUUUUACUCCAGACGUGGGUUUUCGUGUUGAAAGAUGACCUGAGGCUCACCGGGAGCCCUGUAAACACAUGGAUGAGCUGCGUCUGCCCUGGGUGAAGCUCUGGGGCAGGUGCAGCUGCACCGGCCUGUUUGUCCCUCUCUGUGAGCCCCUCCUGCAGCCCAGACACUGCGGGGAUGGGGGCGCAGCCUGGGCUCCCCCCAGCCCCUUCUGUCCUGGAGUAAAGGGGCCUCUCGGGGCGCGCGGCCCCACGCAAAGCACUUUAGGGUCCUCCACAACAGGCGUCCUCUGCAGGGACCGUGCCUGGGAAUGGUGCUGGACCAAGGGCUCGUUAGCCCCGCUUGCCUCGUUAAGAUGUCCCAAAAGGCCUGGCUGUCACGGGUGAACAGCCGGGAUGGCGGCAUGCCCCCUUCGUGUGUUAACCCUCGUCACUGCGCGGAAUGAGCAGGAUUUGUCUGAACCCUUCCCUUGUGUGGCGUGUCGGGAAGGCAGGGGAUACCUGUGCGAUUUCUUUGUGUUAUUUUUUUGUUUUUCCUGUUUUUUGGGAACUAAAAGUGCUGAUGGGGCCAAAUCCCUGAGCCCUGGGGAAAGAGCUCUCUGCCUGGCUCAAGGCUGUGAAAGUAUUUUAAAUGAAAUAAAACCACGAUUUUCUAGCA
Messenger RNA from Cygnus olor (mute swan), 2000 nucleotides. RefSeq names its product GRAM domain containing 2A (gene GRAMD2A). Gene Ontology annotation, molecular function: phosphatidylinositol-4,5-bisphosphate binding. Gene Ontology annotation, biological process: regulation of store-operated calcium entry. Lineage: Eukaryota; Metazoa; Chordata; Aves; Anseriformes; Anatidae. Gene Ontology annotation, cellular component: organelle membrane contact site; endoplasmic reticulum membrane; extrinsic component of cytoplasmic side of plasma membrane. The record is from RefSeq and is a predicted model, not a curated record. The coding region runs from base 70 to 999 and encodes 309 amino acids. The transcript is spliced from 12 exons.